Brassica napus (rape) is the source of this 3761-nucleotide messenger RNA. RefSeq names its product protein SGT1 homolog A-like. NCBI's taxonomy places the organism in Eukaryota, Viridiplantae, Streptophyta, Magnoliopsida, Brassicales, Brassicaceae. The transcript is spliced from 9 exons. The coding region runs from base 2393 to 3439 and encodes 348 amino acids. Gene Ontology annotation, biological process: protein stabilization; defense response to fungus. Gene Ontology annotation, cellular component: nucleus; cytoplasm. Gene Ontology annotation, molecular function: protein-folding chaperone binding. The record is from RefSeq and is a predicted model, not a curated record.
CAAAUUGGGAAGGUCUUUCGUAUUUCUGCUGGUGUAAUUUGCUCAUCCUGAACUGUGUUUAGAGAAGUAUGGAACUAUUACCCAUGCGAUUGGUGGUCUAGUGACAGACGAAUUCUGGAUUGCUAAACAAUCUGGAUUCGAAGGUCAUCAUAUGAUUACGCGAAUGUAAGUAUAUUACUUACACCCAUUUAAAUACUUAAAAAGAUUCUAUAUGUGGGUUGUACAUCUUCUUAUAAAUUAAUCUGUGUAUUUUCAUAAAUUCGCGAUACCUCCAAGUUAAAAAUAUAAUCUGCAACAAUUUUUUGUUCCAUGCCUAGAAUUUUGGAUAUACACUACAAGCAAAUAAUAAUAUAUUAAAACCCAUGUUUAAACUUUCAUAGAAAGUGUAUCGAAAUAUCCAUUAAAACCCAUGUUUCAACUUUCAUAGAAAGUGUAUCGAAAUAUCCAAGCUCUACUAAUGAUACAAACAAAAGAAAUGCUUCCCUGCACUACUGUGCAAAUAUAUUCGCUUAGAUUAUGGUAAAAAGAAAGAAAAAAUAUGAUGUACCUAAAACUAAGCAAUCUUGUCCAUGUGUGAAAACGCAAUCGCUGGCGUUUAUCACGUAUAAGAACAACUGAUUGACUGGGACAAGUAGUAGUGAUAUGGGGAUGCCGUGCCGUAGAAACGGCUGUAUAAUAUAUUUAGCACCCAUUCCUCAAAACGUCAGUGUAGGAUUUCGCCGUUGUAAAAAAAUGCCGUUAGGUUUUGUUUUCCUUUCAGUUGUCAUAAACUUAGUUAUUUAAUUUAUUCAUCCCUCUUUACUUGCAAGCGUAUUGCGGAAAUUUCUUGCGUGUUUGUUCAUCGUAUGUUUUUUUCCUCUUCUCAUUAUAUUUGUGUUAUGAGGAAAAAGGAGGAACUCAACAAGGGAUGGUCCAUCGAAUGUAUUAGUUCAUUUAAGUCAGUUAUAAAUAUGCUACAGUAUACAGUUAUCCUAUACUUGAUUUUUUUUUCUAACUAACCCACGAUGGUGAUUGACGUUAUCUGCAUGGUUUUAGAAAACGGGUACCGUGUAUAGUUUAUACUAUUGUACUCCUCUUUUGGAAUAUGAUUUUUGUAUACAAUAUGUUUUUUCUAGUUGACAAAAACAACAUAAUUUUUUUUUUCUAAAUGAAGAAACCACCAACUUAAAUUUCUUUUUUGUAUGUAAACACUAAACAGUAAAACCCAUAGUGUCUUCAACUUGAUACAGUUUAUUUCGGUUUUCGUCCAUGUUAUUAUUAUUAUUUUUUUAUUAGUUAUGAUAUUAUUAGUUUUGUAUAAGUCAGUAGUGGAAGAAAAUCAGGCAAAAAUAUAUUUGGUUAUCUGCCUCAAAGAAGUUUAUAUAAUUUGAAAGUAUAAAUAUUUAUUUUGGUCAGAUUAAGAAAUCGAAUUACAAAAUCGAAAGCAUGUGACAAAGUUUUAAUGUCCACUAUUCUUUUUUAGCCCAACGCAACUUCGUGUACGUUACAUCUCCCUAAUAAUAAUGCGUUAAUUACUCCGCCCCAAGCACAUCUUCAUUUACGAUAUACUUGACAUUUUUCUAUUGUAUGAUAAUGAAAAUCAAAAGAGCAACUUGUAGUUACAGUCAUCAUAAGAUCCAUUUGGUGGUAUUUUCAGUGUAUCAUUAAGGACAGAGACUACUUCUUAUCCCAAACGUAUAACGCUUCCUUGUCAGUCUGAAACUGAAUGAAAUCUUUGUGACAAUAACAUCCUCCAUGAACCAUUAUAAAGUGAGUCUGUGACUUGCUUCUACACAGAUAAAAUCCACAAGACCGUUUAACAGACUCAGUCACAAACUUAACGGACUAAAAAAGUUAAACUGUUGGGUAAUGGAAGGGACCGCGCGAACGCUGAUCCCCACUGCCACAAAUAAUGACGCAGGCUCUCCCACAUGGGGAGACCUUAAGCUAAGCACCCCUCCAAUAUGUGCAAUGGAGGUCACUAGCUUAGGCCACUCGUCUUAACGAUCAAGAGUCGACCCCGUCCAGGUAAGUAUCUUUCAACGUUGGACCUUCGUCUUAUUUUAUACUACACGAAAGAGGAGUGUUCAUCUCAAGAUUACCGGUGUGGGAGAAGUAUUAUAGAGGCCGAGUUUAAUUUUGAGACAAUGAUGGGCCUUAAUCCGUGAUUAUAUAUUCCGGCCCAUGUUAUACCCAUUUAACUAAGCUGUAUUUGUUUAUUCUUUAUUUAUUUUUUGUAUUGAAGCGCCAAAACUUCCCUCACAAAACAAUAACAGAACAAUAGAACAGAAAAAGAUCGCAUCCAUUUUUAUACUCUUUGGCCCUCGUCUACUACUUCAUUCCCCUUCUUGAAUCGAAUCAUCAUCUUCUUCUUCUUCUUCUUCUCUCAACCUAACCAAAAACCACAAUCGACAUGACUAAGGAGCUUGCAGCGAAGGCCAAAGAGGCUUUCGAAGACGACGAGUUCGAUGUUGCUGUUGACUUGUACUCAAAAGCCAUCGACUUGGAUCCAAAGUGUGCUGAGUUCUUCGCCGAUCGUGCUCAGGCCAACGUCAAAAUCAAAAAAUUCAUCGAAGCAGUGGAAGAUGCGAACAAAGCGAUAGAGUUGGAUCCUUUAUUGACGAAAGCUUACUUAAGAAAGGGAACUGCUUGUAUGAAGCUUGAAGAAUAUCAAACUGCGAAAAAAGCUCUUGAAAAGGGUGCUUCAAUUGCACCAUGUGAAUCCAAAUUCAAGAAGCUGAUAGACGAAUGCGAGCUUCGUAUCUCAGAAGAAGAGAAAAUUUUGGUUCAACCGGUGGCAUCUCCAUCAGUGAAAGCUGAUCUCACCCAUGUGUCUUCAGCACCGGCCAAACCAAAGUUCAGACACGACUACUACCAAAAGCCAGAAGAAGUUGUGGUCACUAUAUUCGCAAAAGGGAUACCAAAGCAGAAUGUUAAUAUCGACUUUGGUGAACAAAUUCUGAGUGUUGUGAUUGAUGUUCCUGGAGAGGAGGAAGCCUAUCAUCUCCAGCCGAGAUUGUUUGGAAAGAUAGUACCAGAGAAGUGCAGAUAUGAAGUAUUAUCAACCAAAGUCGAGAUCCGUCUUGCCAAAGCAGAGAUCAUCACAUGGGCCUCUCUUGAACACGGCAAAGUGCCAGCGGUUUUGCCAAAGCCAAAUGUCUCAUCAGAGGUUUCAGUGCGACCGGCGUAUCCUUCUUCUAAGAAAGUGAAGGACUGGGACAAGCUUGAAGCCGAAGUGAAGAAACAGGAGAAGGAUGAGAAGCUGGAAGGAGACGCUGCUUUGGACAAGUCCUUACGUGAGAUGUAUUCGAAUGCUGAUGAGGAUAUGAGACGUGCCAUGAGCAAAUCCUUUGUGGAAUCGAAUGGAACGGUGCUGUCGACAAACUGGAAAGAGGUUGGGGCUAAGACAAUCGAGAGCACUCCUCCUGAUGGUAUGGAGCUCAAGAAAUGGGAGAUCUAAUCUUCCUUUUUGAUACAUGGUCCUUUUUCUUCAUGUAAUGAGGAUCCUAAGGUUUCUUUGCUUUUGUCAAGUAUGGCUUUCUCUUCACAACUUUUUUAAUGUUUUCAUCUGAAUAUUCACAGAUCACUAUUCUCAAGUGUCUUGUUAAAACUAUAUCCGCAAAACUAAAUAGCCAAAGGCAAGUAGGCAACUGUAUAUGAGAUUUUCCUACCAAGGGAAGAUGAACACUACAAGAAAACAUAAUCUUAACGAGUGCGAUUUUCCUCGUGAGUUCGUCGUAAAAGAGGCUUUACGACGAAUUAGCGAGGAACCGCGUUUACUC